AGUUGCACGAGCGAUGCAGGGAAGUUUAUGGGCCUAUUCCCAAAAACUGGAAAAUCGGUUAAGGUUGAUUUCCACGGAGCCCAUUAUUGUGAAAUCAUGCUCGCAAAGAUAAAGAUUCCUUUAUCAGAUAUUGGGAAUGCGAUUCUGGCUUUGGAUUCUUCAGCCCUGGAGAUCAAUCAAGUUGGGAAUCUGGUUAAAUUCUGUCCUACAAAAGAAGAAAUGGAGACACUGAAGAACUAUACUGGAGACAAGGAAAUGCUUGGAAAGUGUGAACAGUUUUUCCUGGAGUUAAUGAAGGUACCACAAGUGGAAUCCAAGUUACGAAUAUUUUCAUUUACAAUUACAUUUUCUAGCCAGGUGAAUGACUUAAGACUUAAGCUGAAUACAAUCAAUGAUGCUACUAAGGAGGUAAUAGAAUCCAUGAAGUUGCGUCAAAUAAUGCAGACAAUUCUCACUUUGGGAAAUGCAUUGAAUCAGGGAACUUCCCGAGGAUCAGCUGUAGGAUUCAAACUGGAAAGCCUUCUUAAAUUAUCUGAUACUCGUGCAAGAAACAACAAAAUGACCUUGAUGCAUUAUUUAUGCAAGCUCCUUGCUGAGAAAAUGCCGGAGUUGCUAGAUUUUGAUAAAGAUCUUCUUCAUUUAGAAGCAGCUUCUAAGAUCCUAUUGAAGUAUUUGGCUGAAGAAAUGCAAGCAGACAGCAAUGGUCUUGAAAAGGUUGAGCAGGAACUAACUGCUUUGGUGAACGAUGGUGCUAUAUCUGCAGGCUUUCAAAAGGUCUUGAAGAGUUUCUUUGAUACCACUGAAGCUGAAGUAAGGUCACUUAGUUCUUUGUACUCUGAAGUGGGAAGAAAUGCAGACUCAUUGUGUCAGUAUUUUGGGGAGGAUCCAGCUCGAUGCCCCUUUGAGCAAGGUGAGAAUGAACAGCAGGCAGAGGCUGAAAAAAAGAAGUUGGAGAAGGAAGCCCUGAAAACUCGGACAUCAGCUAAAUCUUUCAGAAGAAAAGAGGCUGUUGAUGCUGAUCCCUUUACCCAAAUCCGAAACAAACUGCAUAAGUAAUCGAAGCAGUGUAACACCCACAAAACUCUGGCCUGAUGUACGAGGCAUAUUAAGAAUUCCACUAUUGACACAUUCUAGAAAAAUAUUGGCUGGCUGGCUGUUUGAGGCACUGAUGGCACCUCCUGCAAGCGAUAAUGUUGAAUUGAAGUGCACCACCAACAUCUUCUACAUGUAGUGAUGCUGCUAUCUUCACUGCCACUGAAAUCCUUGGUACAUACUUGGAUGGGAAAAAGAUGGUCUCAUGCACGAGACUCUCACUAUUGCGGGGUUUAAAAAAAGUCAGAUGUAUACAGUUUUAUCUUUGUAUGUGGAGAGACUAUUUUUGCGAGUCGAUCUCUUGACGCCCCAGGUAACACUAAAACAAUUUUAUCGCUGCGGCAAGGCUCACAAUAGAGUAACUU
Molecule: messenger RNA, 1457 nt
Organism: Ilex paraguariensis (yerba mate)
Lineage: Eukaryota; Viridiplantae; Streptophyta; Magnoliopsida; Aquifoliales; Aquifoliaceae
Source: the annotation of a GenBank genome assembly